Paramacrobiotus metropolitanus is the source of this 1247-nucleotide messenger RNA. RefSeq names its product gamma-glutamyl hydrolase-like. The record is from RefSeq and is a predicted model, not a curated record. Bases 205 to 1215 code for a protein of 336 amino acids. Gene Ontology annotation, molecular function: gamma-glutamyl-peptidase activity. The transcript has 9 exons. Gene Ontology annotation, cellular component: vacuole. NCBI's taxonomy places the organism in Eukaryota, Metazoa, Tardigrada, Eutardigrada, Parachela, Macrobiotidae. Gene Ontology annotation, biological process: tetrahydrofolylpolyglutamate metabolic process.
GCAUAGCAGCAGCUGUAUUUGCCAGUACAGUUCGCCAGUACAGUUCGUAAUACUUAAUAGUGUUUUCGUGGUAGAAACACUGAGUCAUUAAGAACUGAAAAUACUUGCUUCAUACUCAAAAUUAAUAUUAUUUAUACUUUAUCUACUUCUAUGUAACACCAGUACUAUGCAGAUAUUUCGCAGAGUAUCUUGUCUGAGUGUUUUAUGAUCCUGGUUCAUUUCCAUGACGUUUUCGUGGGAACCAGCUUGAUCCCUGAUCUCGACGAUCUCCAGAAGCCGCUGCUUUCUAAAUUGCUACGUGAUUGCCCAGAUGACCAUGGUCGGAAUGAUAAACCAAUUAUUGGAAUUUUAUCUCAGGAUAUCAACGCCAAAAAACUGCGAUCAAUAUACGGCACAUACACCACGUCCACGAGAACGACGCCAUCCUUCAUUGCCGCUUCAUAUGUGAAAUGGAUCGAAAGUGCAGGGGCCCGUGUGGUACCAGUGCUACUCAGUCAACCGCCAGAAUAUUACACCGCUCUUAUGUCAAAAAUAAACGGGGUGCUGUUCCCAGGAGGAGGUGUUUCGUUAACGGAUAGCGGCUACGCACAAACUGGAAAAUUACUAUACGCGAUGGCGAAAGAGAUGAAUGACAAAGGAAAUUAUUUCCCGAUCUGGGGGACUUGCCUAGGAUAUGAGCUACUUACGGUGCUAACCGCUGAUGGAUGCUUUUUGACAUCGUGCAAUGCUGAGAACGUUAGUCUUCCACUACAGUUCCCGAGUGGUUACAAAUUAUCCAGAAUGUUUUCACCGGCAUCAAAAGAAGUUACGGAUAUUCUAGCCAAUGAAAGCAGUACAGCAAAUUCCCACAGGAAAUGCCUUACACCAGCAAGUUUUUCUGCUUCCGGUUUAAAAGAUAAACUGCGCCCGACUUCGUAUUCUACCGCGCAAGACGGAGUGACCUUUAUAGCUGCGGUAGAGGAUCUGCAAUAUCCAUUUUAUGGAGUUCAGUUUCAUCCCGAGAAGGCCCAUUUUGAAUUUCACCAUCCAUCAGCGUACUCGCACUCCCAGCACGCCAUCUUAGCUUCACAGUAUUUUGCAAAUUUCUUCGUUUCACAGACCAGGAUGAAUAAACAACGAUUUCAGAACCAAGAGGAGGAGGACAAAUAUUCGAUAUACAACUGGAAUCCUAUGUUUUCCAAAGCUACAAUUUACGAUCAGAUGUAUCUGUUUUAGGGCAAAACUGAAGAAAUAGAAGGGAUCGAUUA